Messenger RNA from Ooceraea biroi (clonal raider ant), 1874 nucleotides. Its product is annotated as cytochrome P450 9e2. Lineage: Eukaryota; Metazoa; Arthropoda; Insecta; Hymenoptera; Formicidae. The record is from RefSeq and is a predicted model, not a curated record. Gene Ontology annotation, molecular function: heme binding; iron ion binding; monooxygenase activity.
GUGGGAGUUGCUGCAGCUACAGCAGUCAUCCGUUCGCUCGCGACGUGACGACAUCGGAGUGAUCAGUGCCGCAGCCGGCCUUGCCGCCACUAUGGACGUUUGGAUACUGCUGUCUAUAUUAGCGGGCACCGUCGCUGCCUAUUACUAUUUCUUCAAAGAAUUGAAUUUCUUUAAAAAGCAUGGACUUCUUCACGUACCACCGUUGCCUAUCGUGGGCAACAUGGGACCAGUUUUCGCUCGCCGAAAAACAAUUGCCGAUAUUGUCCACGCGGUCUACAACCUGAACCAGGACGCUAAAUACGUCGGCUUCUUCGACGGUAUGAAUCCAAUAGUGAUGAUUCGCGAUCCGGAACUCAUCAAAUCCAUCGGCGUGAAGAACUUCGAUGUGUUUCCGGAUCAUCGUGCUUUCAUCGACGAAACUAAUGAUCCGCUGUUCGGCAAGAAUCUGUUCUCGCUGCGUGGCGACAGAUGGCGGGACGUAAGGUCCCUCCUGAGUCCCGCCUUUACGGCCAGUAAGAUGAGAAGCAUGUUCAAGCUGAUGUCCGACUGUGCUGCUAAUUUCACCGAUUUCCUGUCGAAGUUGCCAUCGGAAAAGAGCACCAUGGAAAUGAAGAACUGCCUCACCAGGUACACGAGCGACGUGAUCGCGACCUGCGCAUUUGGCAUCAGCGUCGAUUCCAUGAGGAAUCCCGAUAACGAUUUCUACGUUUACGGGAAAGAACUAACGACCUUCGAUUUAGCGCGCACUAUGAAGUUCUAUUUAGUCAGAAGUUGGCCGCGCCUCACCAGCUUGUUAGGGAUCAAAUUCGUCAACAACCGCGUGGGCGAGUUCUUCCAGGACCUCAUAAGAAUGACGGUGGAUUCUAGAGACAGACAAAAUAUCGUGCGCCCGGACAUGAUGCAACUAAUGAUGGACACCAGAGGUAAACGGGGCCCCGGCAAAGAACUGACUAUCGAAGACAUGACCUCGCAGGCAUUUCUCUUCUUCUUCGGCGGUUUCGACACCGUUUCCAUCUUAAUGUGCUUCGCCGCGCACGAGAUCGCCGUUAAUCCCGAGAUUCAGGCGAAACUGCGCGAGGAAGUAGAUGGAGUGCUGAAGACGGCAAACGGAGAAUUGACGUACGAGGCGCUCAACGGAAUGCAGUAUCUGGACGCCGUGAUCAACGAGGCUUUGAGGAUGUGGCCCGUGGCGGUGUUUCUGGAUAGGAUGUGUGUGCAAGACUUCGAGUUGCCACCUGCGCUUCCGGGAGACAAGCCCUUCGUGGUGAAGAAAGGGAUGAACGUCUGGUUCCCCGUUUACGGCCUUCAGCGGGAUCCGAAAUACUUUGACAAUCCGAAUGUAUUCAAUCCCGAGCGUUUCUUGAAUGAGAGCAAAAAGGAGAUAAACUCAGGCGCAUACAUCCCGUUCGGAAUGGGCCCAAGGAUGUGCCUAGGCAACAGAUUUGCGUUAAUGGAGACGAAGGUCAUGCUGUUUCAUCUGUUAGCUCGUUGCGAAUUGAAAAUGUGUGAAAAAACUAGCCACCCACUGCAGCUGAGUAAGAAAGUAUUUAACAUGAUGGCGGAAGGUGGAUUUUGGCUGAAGGUUCAACCACGAAGUGAUAAAGCUAACGUAUCCUCGAGCACUAACGGUGCGGUGACUAAUGAUUUAAAUUCGCAGAAGCAACAAUGAAAUAUGCACUUUUAAAUGCGACACUGUUUGAGUGAAAGAAACAAAGCUCGAAAGACUGGUAUAUCUUAUGAUAAUGUCCGAAAAAUAAUUGUAUUUCGAAUAACAUUAUCAUUACGAUAAUCAAAUUAAUUAAUGUGUAUACAUAUACAUUUUCUUUAAUAUGUAUAGAAUAACUGUAUGCAAAAUAAAGUUAAAACGUAAAGAA